CGAAGAGGGGGUGCGGCUCCCUGCCCGAGGUGGGACAAUCAUUUGUGAAAAUCGUUCCUCGUCUGUUGCGGCCCGGGAUUCGUACGACGACCGUCUUUCGACACCGACGUUCCCAACCGACUUUCGACGAAGCAGUCAAAUUUUACUUCUAUGUGAAGUUCGAGCCGGGCUCUAUUCAAAUCGCCUGGACGAAGACUUGUAACAACUGAGUGUUAAUUUAGUAGAUAAACAUGUCACUUUAUCCGUCACUCGAGGAUAUGAAAGUGGGACAGAUGGUGAAGGCUCAGAUAAAGGAGGCUUCAUAUCCUACGUUGAAAAGAAAUGAAGAGGACAAGACUAUCACCAAGCCCAGUGGGUUCGCCAUGCACCAAGCAGGGAUGGCGGUUCCUGUCUACCCUUCGUUGACCGAAUAUAUGGGCCUGGACCUUUCAAACAAAUCGAUAUCCAUGAACAUUCCCGAUUACUCAAAAUCUCUCGCAAUCCAACAGCCGGCUGAGAAUAUGUCCUUAAUGUCAAAUUUUAACAAUAUGGUGGCACCUUUAUCUGGAAAUUCGCUUGGAUUUAAAAGGGCCAAUGUUACCAAUGGGAUCAGAGAGUUGUUCUUAUGCAAAGAUAAGGAUGGAAAAGUUGGCGUGAGAGUUGCGAGUGUGAAUAGUGGAAUUUUUGUUUGUCUGGUUACCAAAGGAUCUCCCGCCGAGAUGGGAGGGCUGAGGUUUGGAGAUCAAAUUCUCCAGGUAAACGGCACUAUAGUGGCUGGUUUCUCUGUCGACCAAGUGCACAAAUUGUUUAAAAAAGCUCCUGUAAAUGAGGUAGUGGUCGUUGUCCGAGACAGGCCUUUUGAAAGGACUGUUAUACUGCAUAAAAACAGUUUAGGCCAUGUUGGCUUCCAGUUCAAGAAAGGAGAAAUUGUCACAUUGGUGAAAGAUUCAUCCGCUUCUAGGAAUGGAUUGUUGACACAACAUCAACUUCUAGAAGUUGAUGGUCAGAACGUAGUAGGCCUCAAGGACAAAGAGAUAACCGCCAUCAUCGAAGCAGCCCCGUCUCCGCUCACCGUCACCAUUAUUCCCGUCAAUAUCUAUGAGCACAUCAUCAACAAGAUGUCACCUAAUUUAAUGAAAAACCUGAUGAGCCACAGUAUUCCAGCGUUCUAAACAACUUUUAUUUUACUAAUCUCAUAUUUAAAAUUAAAUUUGCAUAAAGACUGGAGUUCCAGUGCCAAAUAUAAUGUUAUGCCGUUAUUAUUCAUAUAAGAUUUAAUUAUUCUUAUAUUUAUUUAAUGGAGAAAAUAUUCAUAUAUUCAUGCUAAAAGUGGUAGCAAGAAGUAUAAUAAAUAGUUUUUAUAAUCUUUUUCAUUAUUAUUAAUUAAUUUGAAAUUAUUCCUAUAAUCUUCAAUUAUUCUUAUCUAAUUUCUGUUUAUAAAGCAAGAGUAAUGAUCAAUCUUUAAUAGAUUUUGGUCCACUUGCAUAUUUUCAUAAAAUACAUACAUACAAAAUCUAUCUUUUUUCAUUUUUAUUUUAUUUUUUUAAUUUUUAUAAUUGAUUUGAGUUGGUUAAUUAGAAUUAGUAUUAUGCACUUGCAUCCAUCUGAAUUACUCAGUUGUUGAAUGUGUGGUUUAUUCGAAUGAUUUCAUAUUUUUUGAUACUAGAGUGUAAUAUUAAAUAAAGAUAAAGCCGGACAAUGAUAGAUCGUAAGUGCAAUAUUGUAUUGCAAAUAUGUGCUAGCCUAUUAACAUGAAAUACAUUAUAUAAUAAAUACAGAUAUAUUGUUUUAUAGAAAAAAAAUCUGUUUUAUGUUAGGUAAGAAAAUAUAUUGUAUAGUUUUUUAUAAUUGCAAUUAUAAACAUAGACUUGUCACAAUUUCAGAUUCAUGAUUAAUUAUAUUAAAAUUUAGCGCAAUCAAUUUGAGCCGAUGUUUAGUUCUCUUUGAUUCAUGAUUUUUUUUGUAAUGAAUUAAGCCUGCGGUUUUGAAAAACUGAAUGAUCGAUCCUACCCAUAGUUAACCGCAAGCGGCUGUGAGAACUCAUUACACAUUUUAAACUGUAAUAAAUUUUAAUUCUUCACUUUUGAAAUGUGAUAUAUGUACCUUUAGAAAUAUGUUUUGGCGACUUGCAGUGUCAGAUUGGAUGUCCAGCGAUAUAAAACUUCGCAAUUACGAUUAUCUCACAA
Cimex lectularius (bed bug) is the source of this 2165-nucleotide messenger RNA. RefSeq names its product syntenin-1-like. Lineage: Eukaryota; Metazoa; Arthropoda; Insecta; Hemiptera; Cimicidae. Gene Ontology annotation, molecular function: protein binding. The record is from RefSeq and is a predicted model, not a curated record. Gene Ontology annotation, cellular component: plasma membrane; cytoplasm. The transcript has 7 exons. Bases 231 to 1151 code for a protein of 306 amino acids.